This is a messenger RNA of Pisolithus orientalis, 1968 nucleotides long. RefSeq lists its product as uncharacterized. Bases 90 to 1667 code for a protein of 525 amino acids. The transcript has 13 exons. The record is from RefSeq and is a predicted model, not a curated record. Gene Ontology annotation, cellular component: mitochondrion. Gene Ontology annotation, biological process: malate metabolic process; pyruvate metabolic process. Gene Ontology annotation, molecular function: malate dehydrogenase (decarboxylating) (NAD+) activity; NAD binding. Lineage: Eukaryota; Fungi; Basidiomycota; Agaricomycetes; Boletales; Pisolithaceae.
AUAUACAAACCUUUUUAUGGCGCCUGUUCCGAUCGCUUCGUCUGCAAAUUCUCCUCUCUCCCAGCUAGCUUUUUAGUAGUCUCCUCGCAAUGGCCAUCGCCCGAUUUCCCCCUUACCUGAUUACAUCUGACCACCGCGAACGCUGUCUCGAACAGCUGCGCUCCAAGUCAGCUCCUCUUGAAAAAUACAUCUACCUCAAUGGUCUCAAGGAGCGUGACUCGAAUCUAUUCUACGACCUCCUGCUCCAAAACAUGAAGGAAAUCAUUCCUUUGCUUUAUACCCCAACUGUUGGGGAGGCGUGUGUCAACUACUCCCACAUAUGGAGGAGACCGGAAGGUCUGUAUGUCUCGAUCGAGGACAAGGGUCACAUCCGCGACAUCCUCUCCAUGUGGCCAAAUACCAUUGACAGCCGCAUCGCUGUCGUCACAGACGGCUCGCGCAUCCUUGGUCUUGGUGACCUCGGCGCUAAUGGCCUCCCCAUCAGUAUUGGAAAACUAGAUCUCUACAUUGCAGGUGCUGGAAUCAAACCUUCAUCGACUGUCCCCAUAUGUUUAGAUCUUGGGACAAAUACCCAAAGAUAUCUCGACGAUCCUCUCUAUAUCGGCAUCCGCCGGAAGAGGCCAGAGCCAGAAGAAAUGGACGAAUUCAUGGACGAGUUCAUAGAAGCAAUGAAAGAUGUUUUCCCAAGCUUGAUGGUUCAGUUUGAGGACUUCUCGACAGACAAUGCCUUCAAGUAUCUUGAUAGGUACCGUUAUAAGUACCGGGUGUUCAACGAUGAUAUUCAAGGAACUGGCUCUGUUAUCCUGUCUGGCUUCAUCAAUGCCGCGAACCUCUCAUCGGCUGCCUCGGGCAAGCCGUUGGCAGACCACAGAAUCCUUUUCUUCGGAGCAGGCUCUGCUGGUAUUGGUGUUGCAAAGCAGCUCCUAUCCUUCUUUACCAUGCAUGGCUUGACUCCCGAAGAGGCCAAGGCUCGGAUUUGGACUGUCGAUUCCAAGGGCCUUAUCACGGCUGACCGCAAGGGCUUGCAAGAACACAAGAAAUUCUUUGCUCGUACCGACUACAACGGCCCUGCUCUAAAAGAUCUGGUGGAUAUCAUCAACUAUGUCAAGCCCACUGCUCUUCUCGGUCUUAGCACCCUCAAGAAUGCUUUCUCGGAGGCAGUGGUGAAGGCUAUGGCUGCCAUCAACGAGCGUCCUAUCAUCUUCCCCCUCUCAAAUCCCGUUAAUCUCAGUGAGCUUGAGUACCACGAUGCGAUCGAAUGGACGAAUGGAAAGGUCAUCUUCGCAUCGGGAAGCCCGUACUUCCCGGUGACCUACAAAGAUAUUACCUACGAACCCGGCCAAGGCAACAACAUGUACAUUUUCCCUGGUCUUGGUCUAGGUGCUAUUCUGUCCAGGGCACGCCACGUUUCGGACGCCAUGGUUGAACAGGCAUCAAUUGCGCUCGCGUCUUCUCUGACUGAUGAGGAAAAGGCUGCGGAACUUGUGUACCCCCGUCUCAACCGUAUUCGGGACAUCAGUGCCCAAGUCGCUUUGGCUGUCAUCCGACAGGCGCAGAAAGAGGAUUUGGAUGCGAAUAACUACCUCCGCACUCUUCCGGAUGAUGUUCUCUUGAGUCUCAUUCAUGAUAAAAUGUGGAGGCCCCAUGAACCUACCCCGCAUCUCUGACUGCAAUUGCACCCUUAAGAACAGUUCGUAUACUAUGUCUUGUGGAUGCGUAUUUCUACCAACAGGCGUCGGCGCAUUGCCUGCUUUGUGGCACCUCAAAAUAUGGAUCAUUUGCUAGUUGUCCAUGGAUCCCUCUUUGCGUUAUGUCCGGGAUAAUGUUUUUGUACCAUAUGACCAUUAUAUGUUGUAUAUUGUCUACCUUGUCUACAGCUGCUUCGAUGUGCAGGAAACCCUGGUUAAGAUGGUGUGAUACAAUAAGAUUUUCUGAGUUGAUAAUAAAUGUCGUUUAGUUGAUGAGUAA